Oncorhynchus keta (chum salmon) is the source of this 901-nucleotide messenger RNA. RefSeq names its product ropporin-1-like. The record is from RefSeq and is a predicted model, not a curated record. The transcript has 6 exons. Bases 171 to 839 code for a protein of 222 amino acids. Lineage: Eukaryota; Metazoa; Chordata; Actinopteri; Salmoniformes; Salmonidae.
AGAACGUCACGCUUGCGGCGUUACUUGGCUACCUACCUGGCAGGUAUUCGUUUAAAAAUAAACAUAUUAAACAGAAACGGAGAGGAGUAGGCUAUACUAGAUGUGUUUUCUUUCUUGGGAUAGAGCUAAAGGAGUUUAAAACACCUUUAGGACCAUUUGUGUUCCCAGACAUGUCUAGGCCUAAUUCAAGUGGAAGUGGAUGCAGUCACACUGGAAUGAGUGUUCAUAUUCCACAAGAGUUGCCAGACUUUUUGCUGCAGUUCACCAAAGAUGCCAUCAGAGCUCAGCCAGAGGAUAUUAUUGAGUAUUCCACUGCGUACUUCACAGCAAUGGUGAAAGGACAGCCUUUUUCAGUGAAGCCAAAUCCUGAAACCAAACUGGAACUGACAAAUGAGAUAUUGGGAAUUCUACAUUCCCAGUUAUCUGAAAGGGAGACCGUUAGAAAGUUGGAGAUUGGGCUCAUAUGGAAAAGUUUGAAUAUGCCAGAGAAUACCUUGAACCACAUCCUUUCAAUGGGAAAGUUUGGUGAAGAAAUUGAAUGGAAUAAAUUUGUUGCUUCAUGCUGCAGUUAUCUUGGAAAGAAUGUCAAAGAUGCCUUGACUCAGGCCUGCUACAUAAUGAACUGCGAUUCCAACUGUAAGCCUCCAGAUGCAUGUGUGUCCUUUGAAACCUUCCGGUUUCUCUACACCUACCUGGCAGUUGGGAAUGAGAACAUCUCACAGUCGCAGAUUGACAGAGUUCUCAGCUAUCUGCAAAAGAGAGCGAUCUCGAACAACGGUGUGGUAAAAGUAUCAGACUUCAUCAACAAUCGCAAAUUGCGUCUGGAUCCAACUAACUGAUUCAUCUUUACAGGCUGUCAAUCAGGUCUCAUUGUAGUGGAAAUAAAUAUGAUUAUAUUUAA